CGAGGUCGGUGCUGCCGCUUGAUGCGAGUGUGCGACGGUGUGUGGUGAGGAGUACGCCCUUGAACGUGGCUGGGAAUACAACCAGAGAAAGUAAAAGCGGCUACCACGGGUCGCGCAAGGCGAGGAUACCGAAGCUGUGUCGUAUUCGCACGUUGGAUCGCUCGCCAGUCGGUUGCUGCAGCAUCGCCCCUCAGCGGCAUCGUCUCGUUGAAAACUGUACAGAAUAUAUCUUCACGAUGAGCGCGAAAAGAUUUUUUCAUCCGAUCUACCUGCCGAGCAGAGUCAUCCGCAGGAGAUAGGGGCAGCGGUGGAAAUGUGCAGCAUCUUUUAGCGUGGUCGAAGAACACUACAAGUGGCGUCAAUGCUCGGCACGUUAGAGCCAUGCGAGAGGCGCCUUUGGUUCCGACAUGGCUCUGGCUCUGGGUGCUGGCCUGGGGACCAUGCUCGCGGGCCUGGAAGCGGGACGAGAUGCCGUCUCACAGCAGGGUGCGAACCCUCGACUCACUCUACAUUUCACCCCAGUUCACCGUCGCCCUCACCGUCGGCAGGGGCAAAUUGCUGGCCGCCUGGUCUCGCAACAACUGCGGCCUCCAGCACACCAGCGAUGGUGGCCUGGUCAUCACCGGCCACCAAUGCUACGACGUACCCACGGUCGACAUGUCCUCGUGGUCCGUACCGGCGUCCGGCAUUGCAAUGUACCUCACGUCAGUCCGUUACUUAUCGGAGAGAAGCUUCGCAGGCUAUGGUCCCGUGCACCACGUGCAUCGCCUGGAGAUCUUGCAGAAUAAGAUCACCAACAUUCGCCGCAGGUCGUUCGUGGGCUUCUCAAACGUCACUUUCCUCAGCCUGGCCGACAAUCCGAUCAAGUUUCUGUCCGGUGAAGCCUUCAUCGGCCUCGACAGCCUCAAGGUACUGGUACUGUUCCGAACGUGGUUGCACGAGUUUUCGACAGUCGUCGCCGCGGUCAGUCCUCACGUGCUGCCUGGUCUCGAGAUCUUGAAUCUCGGUGGGACACAAAUAUGGCGCAUCGAAGAGAACGAUUUAGUUCCCAUGGAGAACUCAUCGCUCAAGCACCUCCAGAUAAACCUGUGCGACAUGCUGACCUUUAUGCACCCUCACGCACUAAAGCCGCUUAAGAAUUUGGAGGGCUUAUACUUCAGGGACAAUUUGAACAUGCCGCUCGACAACAUCAUCGAUGUCAUCACCAACAUUAGUCAACAAACUUUUCGAGUUAUUGACGUGAGUCAGCCAGUUUCAAAGAAUGCCACGUACACAAUAUUCGAAGCAGUGUCUCGAACAACGGCGGAAGUAGUGAUUUUUAUACGGCUGCAAGAUGCCACGCUGACGAAAGACUUUUUCCCCUUCAUGCCGCGGGUUAAGUGCAUAGUUCUAGAGUCUGGAAAAAUACGAGACCUCAAACCCAAGGCUGUAGCCAACAUGCCGAAUCUCGAAGAAAUAAGUUUCGUCAGGAAUCAGUUCCUAGGAAUACCACCCGGAAUUCUGGAACCAAGACUGAAGGUAUUGGAUCUCAGUGGCUAUGACCGGGGUUUUAUCCAACUCGACGUUCCGGACUACGUAUUUGACAAAAUGUCGAACCUUAGGGAGCUUUAUAUGCGUUACAAAGCAUUGCCUUCUUUAACAGAAUUUACAUUCUGGGGCUUGGUAAGCUUAGAGAACUUGGACUUGAAGAAAUGUUCAAUAGAUUCACUUCCAGAAGGAGUAUUCAAGCACCUUACUAAGCUUAAGCACAUUGAUCUCAGUCGAAACCCAAUAUUUCGUCCCGGCUCCUCUGUUAACAUGAGGGCGUUUCAAGGUAUUAACUCCCUAAAGACUCUCAUACUUUCGGAUACAAAGCUAACAGACUUGUCCUCAUCGUUAUCCUUUGAAGAUCUGCAAGGAUUAGAGUACAUCGACUUGUCUAACAACUCCAUAUCGGUGCUACCCGAUGAUUUAUUCAAAAGCAGCUAUAACCUCGAGCAUCUCAACCUUCGUGAAAACUUAAUAGAAAGUUGGAAGCCACAGAAGUCAUCCAUAAAGAGGCUUAAAAGUUUAGAUUUAUCGCUUAAUAAAAUCCGGUACUUCAAUCGUGAUGCUUUGCGAAGCUUCGACCAACUUCACAUCCUGGACCUUUCAGAAAACGUAUUUUCGUGUACUUGUGCUAUCCGUCCCUUCCUGGAAUGGCUGAGGGGUACCAACGUCACCGUGCGCUACCUACCGUACACAACGCUGUACACGUGCAGUGAUCCCUUAGAGAUGGAUGGUAAAGCUAUCCUCACAGUCGACUCUCUCCUGCAACGAACAUGCAAGCCAACGCUCAUUGUCAGUAUCAUGUGUGUAGGCAUUGUUAUUCUAGUCAUCAUAAGCUUGCUCGUAGCUGGCUACAUUUAUAGGCGUCGCUACGACCGCUGGCUUCGGUCUCAGUCCAUGGCGUCUUCUGUGGCCAGCAAGGUGUACCUGUACGACGCAUUCGUGUCCUACAGCAAUAGCGACACCCAGUGGGUCAUCAGCAGGCUGCUGCCCCAGCUGGAGUGCAGUACUAUAGGAAACCUCAAGUUAUGCGUCUACGACCGUGAUUUCGUCGCUGGACGCAACAUUAGCGAAUGUAUCCUAGAGAGCAUCAAGCAAAGCAGAAAAAUUAUUCUGGUGCUUUCGAACAGCUUCCUCCAGAGCCCCUGGUGCAAGUUCGAAACAGAUCUUGCUCAGUACACGCUUCUUGAAGAGAACCGCGAUGCCUUCAUUCUGCUCAAAAUCUCUCGUCUCGACGAAACGCUCCUGUCGCCAAAGCUGAACUACCUCCUUAAGACGCGUAUUCACCUGAGCUGGUCUCAGUCACCCAAGGAGGAAGUGGUCUUCUUCAGCAAGCUCCACACGGCUCUCACAGACGACAAAAUUCGGCCUUUUUGUGAUCAGAGAGCGCCGGCUGCAGCACCAAAGUUACUGUUCUUCAAGAAGGUCAGGAGGAAAGCUAACCUCGUCUAGUUCAGGCACGCAAUCUUCCCAAAACGAUGUGUUCAGGGCUCUGCGCUAGGAAAAUGUGCCAUGUGUGCUGUACACGUACUCAUGCGAGCGGCUUAGGCGUCAAAUAAAAUUUGGUGCUUAUUUCCGAUCCA
Rhipicephalus microplus (southern cattle tick) is the source of this 3110-nucleotide messenger RNA. RefSeq lists its product as uncharacterized. Gene Ontology annotation, molecular function: transmembrane signaling receptor activity; protein binding. The record is from RefSeq and is a predicted model, not a curated record. Gene Ontology annotation, cellular component: plasma membrane. Gene Ontology annotation, biological process: immune response; inflammatory response; toll-like receptor signaling pathway. Lineage: Eukaryota; Metazoa; Arthropoda; Arachnida; Ixodida; Ixodidae.